AAAAGGAGGACAAAUGAGUGUCUGGCUUAAGGCUGCGCCUGCAGCCGGACAGGGCAUUUAAAAGCCGGAUGAAUGGCCACCCUAGUAACGGCUGGAUUGACCGCAGUUAAUGAGCCUAGGCAUAAGCUAACUGCCUGUACUUAAGCUAAGGUUUCUGGUGAGCACAAGAAACUAUCUUGUGCUCACGAGAAACGUUUAAUUUUUUCUUUUUUUCCCAAUGGGGCCCUGUAUCUUCACACCGGUGCACCGGCAAUAAUAGUCCCCGGUAAUUCACUUCCGUUGUGGCUUGUCUCGGCCACUGUAAUUAACAGAUACAUUAACAGAUACAUUAAUAGAUAACAGAUGCAUUAUUCAAACACAUUGAUGUCUUUUUUAAAAUCACAUUACUGAUAAUUUUUUCAACUUCUUGUUUGAUCACAGAACAGUACUUCAUCCCAGUCAGCUGUUUCCUGCUCUUUAACCUGUGUGACUGGGGUGGGCGGAGCUUAACAGCUGUCUGUAUGUGGCCAGGGAAGGACAGCCUGUUACUUCCGGUGUUCAUCGUGUGCCGUGUUGUCUUCGUCCCGCUCUUCAUGUUGUGUAACGUCCAGCCUCGUGUCCAUCUGCCCAUCUUCUUCCAUCAUGACAGCUGGUUCAUCUUCUUCAUGAUCCUCUUUGCCUUCAGUAACGGAUACCUGGCUAGCCUCUGCAUGUGCUUCGGACCAAAGAAUGUUCUUCCUCAUGAAGCAGAAACAGCUGGAGCCAUCAUGGCUUUCUUUCUGUCUCUGGGGUUGGCUUUAGGAGCUGCUCUGUCCUUCAUCUUCAGAGCACUGGUUUAACUGGAAAAUGCAUCUUAACUACUGGCUCAACUGGAAACGGCAUAUUAACUACUGGUCUAAUUGGAAUACUACCUAUUUACUACUGGAUUAACUGGUUUACAGACUGUUUGUUACUGGUCUGACUGGUAGAAAAGGUUUUAUUAAAAAAAUUCUGUUCAGAGUUUGGAUUUAAAGUUCUAGCUGACCGUCAGAUAUUUUUUAAAUGAACUUGUAAUCAAAUUGUGCAGCUCAACAACCACAGUUAACAUUUUUUCCUGACUGUGGUACUACAGGAAUUCUCAUCAGGAAUGUAAAUAUACAGUUUUGAUCAUGUCUGUCUGUUAAAGACAUCUUCAGAUCUUGAGACCUCUGACAAAGACUGGUGGAGGAGAAAGUACACAUCUGAUAUGUAUACACAUAUCUACAGUAUACAUCUGUAAUAUUUAUAAAAAAUAUAAUUCAUAUUAUAACAUAUGCAUAUAAUUAAAGCUGCAAGCAGCGAUGAACGCACCCUCACAGUACGUGUGCAUCUGGGCGUGGUGUGGCCUGGUUACCAAGCUUGAAAAUUUCAUAUAAAUCAGAUGGUGAACCACCAGAGAAGGCUUACCUCCUUUUUUCCAGUAGGUGCUAUGACUAUGACUAAAUAUUGGCAUUCAGCUGUGUUUGGAGAGGGACUCUUAUCAAACGUGAUGUUUGUAGCAGAUUAGAUGAUAUACACGCAAUCAUUCACUCUAAAGACGUUAAAUUUUCAACAUCUUUAGAGUGCACUGACCAAACUUGAAGUUGCUCCAUUAAAUUCUCUAGGAGAAGUACAACACCUGGAAAUAGCACCGAAAUUGGUAUGAAAUUUUAGUACAUUUGGACAUUACAGUUGUGCCUAUUCAUUUUUGUAUAUCUAAGUGAAACCUAUUGCAAAGGCUGCUUCAUUUAAAUUUUCUAGGGGGCACUAUGUAGCCAUUUUGCCACAUCCAUGAACAAUGAAUGGACUGAUAUAAAAUUAAAAAGUUUGUCACUUG
Messenger RNA from Morone saxatilis (striped sea-bass), 1813 nucleotides. RefSeq names its product equilibrative nucleoside transporter 1-like. NCBI's taxonomy places the organism in Eukaryota, Metazoa, Chordata, Actinopteri, Moronidae. Gene Ontology annotation, biological process: uridine transmembrane transport; nucleoside transmembrane transport. The transcript has 3 exons. Gene Ontology annotation, cellular component: plasma membrane. Gene Ontology annotation, molecular function: nucleoside transmembrane transporter activity. The record is from RefSeq and is a predicted model, not a curated record. Bases 501 to 818 code for a protein of 105 amino acids.